Molecule: messenger RNA, 1204 nt
Organism: Oreochromis niloticus (Nile tilapia)
Lineage: Eukaryota; Metazoa; Chordata; Actinopteri; Cichliformes; Cichlidae
Exons: 5
Coding region: 216-1094 (292 amino acids)
Source: RefSeq, a predicted model, not a curated record
ACCUGUUCAAAUAAGGGCAUGAAGCCAUGCAGAGGGUUUGACCAUCACCAGCCUGCCCUCUAUAAAGGUGUCUUCUCCUUGUAGCUGCAUCCACUGCAGCAGCAUCUCGUCCUGAACAGAGCCUCCAGCAUCACUCAGACCUUUCUCCACCACUGCAGACACUUUAAACUUUUAGACAAACAGCUCCUGAAAGAGCGGAGCUGAUAAUCUGGUGAAUGACGAUGGCUGGUCCUUACUGGGUUUCUGUAGCCGUCGUUGUUUUGAUGAUCGUUACAAACGGUGAGACUGUUAUUGACCCAAACCAGCUUGCACCAAUUGUUCAAGAAAUUCUCAACAAGUACACACCAAGCUACAAGGGUGAAAACAACAUCAUAAGGUUUCCCAUGUUCAGUGUGGCUGUGAGCGUCCCGUACAAUGAAGGCAAGUUUGAUAUGAGCAAAGUCACUGAUUCUGGUGAAGCUGUGAGGAAGAAGAUUCUAAACUGUGACGUAUACCAAAGUGACAGAGUGGUGGCAGCCACAGUGCUGAAAUGGCCCAAUGUUCUCUAUCAGUGUCCUGAUGGAGAUGUACACUGGCCUGAGAUUUGGAAGAGAUGUCGUGGAAAGGGAAGAAAGACAUGGGCUGUUGUUCGAGACAAAUGUCCUGAAAAUGAAAUUGGGAUGGGUGAGGCUGAUCAUGCAGAGUUCCGAACCCUGCAGCAUUUUGAACUUUUACUCGCAACGAUCACAAAAUCCAAAACUGAUCUGAUGGUUUUCUAUGUCCGUGACUCCCCAUGUGAUCGAACAUGUACCAACCCAGGCAACGAUCGGAGAAUUCUCGAAAGUAUAAAACAGAUAAAGAAAUGGAAGAACAAUUAUGUUGUUGUGUUUUCAAAUAUAUUUAGACCUGAUAAUAAUAAUAAUAAUCGUGAGAAUGAACUGCGUGAAUCACUUGAGAGGCUUGGGGGUGCAAUCGCAGAUCAAGGGUCAAAGGUCAAAGAUAAAAGUUCAAAUGGUCUUCAGAACAUAUUCCGAUGCUACGGGCAGCCACAAAUGAAGUGCAUUAGCUGCAAUACCAAUGGUGCUGUUGCACAUAAAUGUGUUGCAGAUGGUUAGCAACCUGACAGCAAACUAUUUGAACAGUGUGUGUGGAGUGAGUGUAAUCCAUUUAUAGCCUCUGAUACUGUUUCUGAUUAAAGCUUAAUAAACUGCAUUAAAACAUGUCA